Messenger RNA from Glycine soja, 694 nucleotides. RefSeq lists its product as uncharacterized. The record is from RefSeq and is a predicted model, not a curated record. NCBI's taxonomy places the organism in Eukaryota, Viridiplantae, Streptophyta, Magnoliopsida, Fabales, Fabaceae. The transcript is spliced from 3 exons. Gene Ontology annotation, biological process: stomatal complex development; guard cell differentiation. Bases 68 to 505 code for a protein of 145 amino acids.
GAUACCAAACUAUCUUCUCUCACACACCCUUUUGCAUAAAUCCUAGCCUUUUAGGAUUUCCACAACCAUGGAGACAAGAAGAAUAAUGUGCUACAACUUUCUAGUGGCUUCAAUUUUGCUACUCUCUUGUUUGGUUUGCGUGAAAAGCAGGCCUUUGUUUCUGUUUGAUGCUUCAACUCAACAAGCAUUCUUCAAACAGUCUUCCACAUUAGAUGAUGAUCAAACAACCAGAAUUCAAGAUGUCUCAAAACAUGUUUUUGACACUACACAGGGGAAUGAAGGAAAAAGAAUAUUAAAAGCAAAGGCCAAUGAGUAUAAAGAAGCAUUGAGGGGACUGAGCAGGCUAGGAUCAACACCGCCAAGGUGUGAGCACAAAUGUGGAGGCUGCAUUCCCUGCAAUCCCAUUCAAAUUCCUACCAACAAUGAUCUUCUGGGUGCUCAGUACGCAAAUUACGAGCCUGAAGGAUGGAAAUGCAAAUGUGGCAAUUCUUACUACAACCCUUAAGUAAUUAAUCCCCGUAACAAGAAGAGUUUCUUGUUAUUUGUAUGUGCAUAAAGUUCUAGUUUACAAUAUGAUUGAUUAGUCAAGCCUCGAAAUUUGGUUACAACUGAGAACGAUUUGCGCUAAAACCAGCGAGUUUCUCCACAUUGAUCUUAAGAUAUGAUUGAGAUUUGGGACGUUAUGAAGCUACUA